Molecule: messenger RNA, 918 nt
Organism: Stereum hirsutum FP-91666 SS1
Lineage: Eukaryota; Fungi; Basidiomycota; Agaricomycetes; Russulales; Stereaceae
Exons: 1
Coding region: 1-918 (305 amino acids)
Source: RefSeq, a predicted model, not a curated record
AUGCCACCUCCAAUCUUGCAAUUCGUCGUCGACGGCCUUCGCUUCUCAUGGAGCCAGCUUAACGGCUGUAACCUCACCACCCUGAUCCUCAGAGAUAAUACAAGCAAUGUCAGCCCUUCGUUUCCAGAGCUACUUACCGUCCUCAAGGCAUCGCCGAACCUUCUUGUGCUCGGCUUUCGAGUCUAUCACCAUCCAGAACCCCUUCCUAACACUUCGCGACCACGAAUCACUCUCCUAUCGCUGCAGAAACUGUGCCUCGGAGAAAUCACGGUCGCUUUUGCCGAAGCAUUGUUGAAGCAUAUCUUCGUCCCGAACUUGCGUACUCUGGAAUUUCACCUCAACGGUGACGACUUCGAUCCAUUCAUACGUACGCUCGCCACACCCUACAAGGACUACGGACGUUCCGCAUUGCGGUCGGUACGAGGUUUGCGUAUAGGCGACUUUAACGUUGGGCGUCGGGCCAGGCAGCACAUGUGGCACGAACUUGACAACCUGCGGGUCAUGAUGACCGACUACACGUAUGUCAGCCACCGCGAUUACUUGCCUGAAAUACUUGAAUACACUCGGUCUCCACCAACAUUCAAAGAUAAUCGAGACAAUCCUUCCUCCAUCAUUCUACCGAGCCUUACAACUCUUUUCCUCGACGGGCCAGAUCUCAAAAAACUCAAAGAGCUCAUCGUCGCCCGGAGAGAAGUGGGCUAUCCUAUCCGGAGGGUCCUCAUCCAGGCGCACUCAGUGCAUAUUGAUGAUGCAGAGUCCGCAUGGCUGGCUCACAAUGUUGAUCUCUUCGCGCUUUUUGACAACCGUACGCGACGCUGCAAUUGCAUGGAUCUCACUCUCGAACGCCUUGUGGAGGCCGAUUUGGCCGCGGAGGAGGAAGGAGUUUCGUUCCUAGACGUCCUUUCGAAAACAUACUAG